GUUCAAUGUUCAACUUAUUUACAUAUACAAGUGCUUCAUCAUCUAUACCCAACGAUGUAUACUAAGCUGUUUAAAGGGCAAUUAAAUGUUUAAUUGUGGCCUAUUAAAAAGUAAAGUUGAAUUUUAAACAUAGUCUGUAAAUAUUAUUAUUUGUGAUAAGUAAUUAUCUUUGAACUCAAGUCUGUGUGCUUUCAUUUCAAUACAAUGAAAGAUCCAAUAGUUAAAAUAUCCUCUGGUAAAAUACAGGGCAAAAAGGAUUUUGAUGUGAACGGUGAAGAAUAUUAUUGUUUUUUGGGUAUACCCUAUGCAGAGCCACCCUUAGGAAAACUUAGAUUUAAGGACCCACAACCUAUAAGACCUUGGAGAAAUAUUUUUGAUGCAACUGAAGAGGGUUCAGCAUGUGCUCAAGUAGACUUAAUAACAAAAGAAAGAAUAGGAACAGAAGACUGUCUAAACUUGAAUGUUUUUACUAAAAAGAUUUCAGAUAUAAAAUCAUAUGACUUAAAACCGGUAAUGGUGUUCAUACAUGGGGGAGCAUAUCUAUCAGGCUCAAAUUCUCAGAGUCUUUAUGGAGCAAACUUUUUGAUUGCUGAAGAUGUUGUCUUGGUGACCAUAAAUUACAGACUUGGAAUUUUCGGCUUUUUUAACAUUGAUGACGAAAGUUUGGAUGUGCCAGGUAAUCAAGCCUUUAAAGACAUGUUGUUAGCUCUGAAAUGGGUGCAAGAAAACAUAAGAAAAUUCUGUGGUGAUUCAAACAACGUUACAUUGUUUGGGGAGAGUGCUGGGUCAGGAUCUGCACAUUUGCUAAUGCUGUCACCAUUAUCAAAAGGCAAGAAAACCCACCCCUAUAGAUUGUUUCAUAAAGUUAUUGCUCAAAGUGGCUGUGCCAUCAAUGGUUGGAACUACAGAAGAAAAAGUGCUACAGAGGAAAUAGCAAAAAAAUUAAAUAUGUCUUGUAGGGAUCCCAAAAAGUUUCUAGAUGACAUUCAGGCAGUUCCAUUGGAAACAAUUGUAGAUGUGCAAUUGCAAUAUGAAAAGGAAGAAGACCUGGGUAACACAGAUCGUUACAUAGGGUUAUUAAUCGAAAAACCUCACCCAAACGCUUUUCUAACCAAACACCCCUGGGACAUUAUCAAAAAAGGCGAUUACCACCAUGUUCCCUUGAUGAUGGGUUACAAUACAGGGGAAGGUAUGCUGUUUAAAGCACUGAUACCAAAAAAUAAAAGAUCAGUUUAUUGGGAAUGCCCAGAAAUCAACGUUCCAGAUUUGUUGGGAUUCAGAACCGGUUCUGAGGUGUCGAAAGCUUUUGGAAAAAAGAUUACUGAUUACUAUAUGGGACCUGGGCCCCAUACGUUGGAUAAUACUCUGGAAAAAAUGUUUAUGAUGACAUCAGACAAUUGUUUUGUUUGGGGUAUAAAUUAUUGUGUUAGAAAACAUGCUUCAUACUCUUCAGAACCAAUAUAUUUCUAUAGAAUGUCCAUAGAAACAGAAUUAAAUACUUUUAAGAUUUUGUCCAACAUAAAUUCACCAGGGGUAUCACAUGCUGAUGACUUGGGUUACCUCUUUAAAAGCGCGCUUACUCCAGACAUAGAACCUGGCAGCAUGGAGGACAUAGGGAGGCGAAGAUUUUGUAGGAUGUGGACGAAUUUUGCAAAAUACGGCGACCCCACUCCUGUGAGUGAUUCGCUUGUGCCCAUCAAAUGGCUUCCAGUCGGUGAUAAUAAAUUAUGUUUUCUUGAUAUAGGGAAAGAGUUACAAAUGCUGGAAAAUCCGGAUAAGAAACGAAUGGACUUCUGGGACGAUAUUUACAAGAGCAAAGAUUUGAGUUGUAAAUUAUAGUUUUUGUUGUUUUAUUUGUUACAGGGUAAACCACAUAGUUAUUGGAUACUUAAGGAAUAUUAUUUACGUUUACUUAAAAUUUAUUUA
Brassicogethes aeneus is the source of this 1926-nucleotide messenger RNA. NCBI's taxonomy places the organism in Eukaryota, Metazoa, Arthropoda, Insecta, Coleoptera, Nitidulidae. The record is from the annotation of a GenBank genome assembly.